AGCAGAUGGUCGCGACGUCCAAGGCUCCGCCAGGGACUCCGUCGGGGGCACCCUGGCGCAAGCCGCAGCAGCGUGCGCCCAGGCCUCCUUCGGCCCCGCCGCCGCGGCACCUGCUCGUGGGUCAGCCUGCCCCCGCGCCCAACCCGUGGGCCUUCCUGGGGCCUGCGCCGGGGGCCCAGAGCGGCGAGGGCGUGGGCGCAUACAGGGAACACCGCUGCGUGGGAGCCGCGGAGGGGGGCCCCGUGGCGGUCUCGGAGCCCGUGGAGGCCACGGGUGAAAUAUGGAGGCCAUGGAGGGGCGCCCCGUGGAGGACGCGCAGGCCGGGGAGGCCGUGGAAGAAAGCCCGAUGGAGGCCGUGGAGGGGAGCCCCGUGGAGGACGCGGAGGCCACGGGCGGUCAGCUGGAGGAUGCGGCGCCCUGGGGUGGCCCCGCUGGCGUGCUGCGGGGCCCCCACGUCUGGCGCUGCCCGAGAACGGGCGGGGAGGUGCGGUACUUCGCCGCCAGGGUGGCGCCCGCUGGGGACGAGCUGGGCGCGUGCGGGCCGCCAGAGGACGAGCCGGUCGUGCUCUACUUCUCUGGCCUCGGGGACGCGGGCGGCGACGCGAAGGCGCCGUUCGCCAAGAGGCUAGAGGCCAUGAUGAGUUGGCGGCUGGCGCCGUUCUUGUUCCUGGCGCCCCUACGGCCUCCGGGCCAAUGGUGGGUCCUAGACGGCGACGAGCCGAAUUACGGCUACCUCGGGGAGCUUGUGCCCGAGACCGUGGACUUGCUGGCAGCCUUCGUCGGGAGCCUGGCUGACGACCGGCGGGUUGUUGCGCUGGGCUUCUCCGCCGGCGCCUACUGCAUCACCGAGCUCCUGGCGCGCGGCAGUCUGCAUAUGGACGCGGUGGCCCUGGGGGGCCUCCACGGCCACGGCCAACCCGACGUGGAAGAUGUCCCGAAGAAGCGCAAGGCUGGCACUGUCGAGAAGUUCCAGGCCUACCUGAACCGCCUCGGGGGCCACUCGGGGGUGCCGGGCGGCAUCCUGGCGAUGCACGCCGAGGACGACGGAUGGUGCCCGAGGAGGUACGCCGAGGAGGCGCUUGGCGCAUUGGGCGACAGGAACGCGCAGCUGGACCUCCCCCGGGUGCAGUACACACUGCUGCCCGCGGGCACGGCCGGCAAGAAGCUCAGAGGCCACAGCUACGAGGACAGGGCGCUCUGGCGCCAGGAGCUGCUCCGCGCGCUGCUCAGCACCGCCCGCAAGGGUGGCAGCGAGGGCCGACCGGCCAAGCGCCGGAGGGCGCCGCUGCCGCGGGGCUCGGUGGUGCUCACCAUGCCCGACGGCGCGGGGGACGUGCCGGACAGGGUGGCGGGCGGCGCUGCCGGCGUGCCAGGCGCCACGUGCUGCUGGCUGCCGGGGAGCGGCGGCGGCCCCCGCGGCGCCGUGCUCGACGAUCCCGCGGGCUCGCCGGAGCAGAGGGGCGCCGCCCCGCAGGCGCUCUGGGAGGAGCUCUGGGAGGACUCCGAGCCCGAGGACCGCGAGGAGGUGCAGGCAGAGCCCAACGCCCAGGACGGCCGCAAGCCGGAGUGGGCGACGCGGGCAGCCGAGAUAUUGAAUGGGGCCCCCGGAUUUAAGGAGCACGGCUUUGUGAUCCUGCUGGACGCCCUGGCCCACGAGAAGGCCGCCAGGGUGCUGGCAGACUGCCACGCGGUCGCACGCCAGAUGGUGUCCGACACUCGCCCCAGGGGCAACCGGCACGGCGGCGGCCGCUACUCCUUCGGAACAGCGUCAUCCACAGGCAGCAUGCUGCACAUCGCCGCGCCGGGCCCGCUGCAGCCUGCAGACUGGCGGGACGUGGACACGUCCCCGGCGCGACGCAUCCCGUCUUUCGCGACCUGCCUGCUCAACAACUGGGCAGUGCUGGCCACCGUGGAGGCCAUCUUCGAGCUCCGGCCCAGCGCGCCGCCGGGGCGCCCCGGCGGCGCACCACCGCCGGGGUUCCGGUGCGUGAGCGGUGGGGGCGACUUCGUGCUGGCUGGGGAGAGGCGGUUCCAGCUCAUGCACAACGACCUCGGCUCGGUCAAGAGGGAGGACGACGAGCACUUGCCGCCGCCGCUGGUGUCCGUCAACUUCUGUGUGGAAGACAUCACGGGGGAGAACGGCCCCAUGCGGAUGGUGCCAGGGACGCAGCGGAGCAACGGCCACUGGGCCGGGAGCCCAGUAGAGCAGGCCGACUGGCGGGCUUCGCGGCUCUUCCCCCUGCCCGCCGGGGCGGCCAUCGUGCGCGACGUCCGCACGCUGCACGCCGGGAGCCCGAACUUCUCCGGGCGCCCCCGCUUCUUGCCGGCCGUGGAGUUUACGUCGCUGCGGUUCCUCGGGACCCCCAAGGGCUCCGGCUACGUCCGCCAGGCGUCGAUGCCCCGCGCCUUGUUUCUGCGGCUGCGCCGCGCCACGCGGCGGCGGGUCGAUCCCAGGGUCGUGGCCAGAGGUCCGGUGGUCGCAGGCUUCAAGCGAGGCUAGCGCCUCGCGGAGCACCGGAGGCCGCGCAGCGGCCGCGGCGGCGGCCCG
Prorocentrum cordatum is the source of this 2548-nucleotide messenger RNA. The record is from the annotation of a GenBank genome assembly. NCBI's taxonomy places the organism in Eukaryota, Dinophyceae, Prorocentrales, Prorocentraceae.